This is a messenger RNA of Oldenlandia corymbosa var. corymbosa, 1175 nucleotides long. The record is from the annotation of a GenBank genome assembly. Lineage: Eukaryota; Viridiplantae; Streptophyta; Magnoliopsida; Gentianales; Rubiaceae.
AUGGCAGAAACAAAGAGGUUUGCUGUAGUGACAGGGGCAAACAAAGGGAUUGGUUUUGAGGUAUGCAGGCAGCUAGCUUCACAUGGAAUCACUGUGGUCUUGACUGCUAGAGAUGAGAAAAGGGGUCUUGAUGCUCUUCACAAGCUCAGAGAAUCUAGUGGCUUUCAGGAUGAUCUUCUGCUAUUUCAUCAGCUUGAUGUGGCUAAUCCAUCUAGUGUCGCUUCCCUCGCCGAAUUCAUCAACAAUCAAUUUGGAAGGCUUGAUAUAUUGGUGAACAAUGCAGGAAACUCUGGCGUCCAAGUAGAUGUUGAUGCAGUUAAAGCUGCUGCAGAAGUGUCACUAGAAGCUCAAUGGGAAGUAAUGAAGAGUACAAUGACUAGCUCUUACGAGUCGACGCAAGAAUGCUUGGAAGUAAACUAUUAUGGUGCCAAAAGAAUGGUUGAAGCCUUUUUACCACUUCUAAAGUUUUCUCAGUUGCCAGUAAUUGUCAAUGUUUCGUCUUCUGCUGGCAGGUUGAAGACUAUUCCCAGUGAACGGGUGAAAGGCAUACUCAGUGAUGUUGACAACCUUACAGAGGACACAGUUGAUGAAUUGAUGAAUGAAUUUAUGAAAGACUUCAAGGAAGGUGCCCUCGAAGCCAAUGGUUGGCCUGUUCUCUUGUCAGGUUACAAGGUCUCAAAAGCAGCCAUGAAUGCAUACACAAGACUUCUGUCCAAGAAGCAUCAAAACAUCAAAGUCAAUUGUGUCUGUCCUGGAUUUGCCAAAACUGAUAUAAACUUUAACACAGGCAUCUCUACUGCCGAAGAAUGCGCCGGAAAUGUUGCCAAGGCAGCUCUGCUGCCAGAUGAUGGUCCGUCUGGCUUGUUUUUUGUUUCUGGUGAAGUUUCUUUUUUCGAUUAGAUUGACAUAUUCAUAAGCAAUGUACCCAUAUCUCUAGUCUCCACCCUUUUGCUUUUGUAAGACCAGUAAAGUAUAUCCUUCGUGUGCAGAGACUACCGAGGAUCUUUACAGUCAUGACCAAGAAAUUAUCAUCUUUGGUGUUAUUUGAUAGCAUGUGCUACUGGACUGAAACAUGAAUCGAGAAUUGGUCAAUCUAAGGGAACACAAGCAAAAUUAAUUGCUAGCACAGUUCUGCAUACAAUGAUCUGAACUAUAUAUAUUAAGCGACGAUUAAG